AAACAAAUUAACCCCAAGUAAUUCUAAUUCUUGACUUGAAAGCAUACGCCACUUGAAUUCUUAAUUCUCUUGUAUAAAACCUUAACCCUUUUACGCAAGCUACAUGCUAUAUAUACCCAACUAUUUUUCUAAGUCACACUCUCAUUAAAAUUACAAACGGCAGUUUGAACCCAUCACAAGCCACCCACAUAUUCAUAUUCCAAAAUGGGGGUUGCAUUGCGGCGAGCUCUCCGGUCAACUUUUCUCUUCCUGGUGCUCUUAGUAGUCCGUUGUACUCCACCAGAUGAUCACAUCAAAUGCGUUUCAAAAAACACCAACUGCACUAUCACUAACUCUUAUGGGACUUUUCCUGAUCGAAGCAUAUGCCAAGCAGCAAACGCAGCGUAUCCCACCACAGAGGAAGAGCUAAUUUCACUGGUAGCCAGUGCAACCAAGGCAAAAAGGAAGAUGAAGGUGGCCACUCGUUACUCACAUAGCAUCCCUAAGUUAGUUUGUCCAGAUGGUUCAGAUGGGUUACUCAUAAGCACCAACUACCUGAAUCGUGUAUUGGAGAUUGACCUUAACUCCAUGAGAAUGAGUGUAGAGAGCGGUGUCACACAGAGGCAGCUUAUUGACGAAGCUGCCAAGGCAGGGCUCGCAUUGCCUUACGCUCCGUAUUGGUGGGGUUUAACCAUCGGUGGGCUAUUAAGCACGGGUGCCCAUGGAAGCACGUUAUGGGGUAAAGGGAGUUCGGUUCAUGACUAUGUGGUGGAGCUGACGAUGGUUAGCCCCGGUGGGCCUGAAGAUGGGUUCGUUAAAGUGCGAAGGCUCGACGAGAGUAACAGUGAACUGAAUGCUGCCAAGGUCUCUCUGGGAGUUCUUGGAGUUAUUUCAAAGGUUACUUUGCAAUUACAGCCUCUUUUCAAGCGAUCUAUAACUUACGUGGUUAAGAAUGACUUAGAUUUGGGAGAUGAAGCAGCAAGCUUUGGGCGUCAACAUGAGUUUGCAGACAUAACAUGGUACCCCAGUCAACAUAAGGCUGUCUAUCGAGUUGACGAUCGCAUUUCUUCUAACAUUUCUGGAAAUGGUCUCUAUAACUUCAUCCCUUUUCGCUCUACACUUUCUGUUGGUCUGGCUCUUGUUAGAACCACAGAGGAAAAUCAAGAAUCUCUGAGUGAUGCUGAAGGAAAGUGCAUUAGUGCAAAGCUAAGCACAACUACGCUUCUGACUUCAGCUUAUGGAUUAACAAACAAUGGUAUUAUUUUCACGGGAUAUCCUGUAAUUGGAUAUCAUAACCGCCUCCAAUCAUCAGGGACUUGUCUUGACAGUCCUGAAGAUGGAUUGCUGACGGCUUGUCCAUGGGACACCAGAGUUAAGGGUGAGUAUUUUCUCCAAACCACGUUCAGUGUCAGCUUGUCAGUCGUCAAGAACUUCAUCCAAGACGUGCAACAGCUGGUUAAUUUGGAGCCUAAAGGGCUGUGCGUCCUAGAACAAUACAACGGUAUCCUCAUGCGAUAUGUUAAAGCAUCAAGCGCCUACUUGGGCAAGCAAGAAGAUGCAAUAGACUUUGAUAUCACAUAUUAUCGAAGCAAAGACCCCAAGAACCCUAGGCUUUAUGAAGAUAUACUGGAGGAAAUAGAGCAACUAGCACUGUUUAAAUACGGGGCGUUGCCACAUUGGGGAAAGAAUCGGAACCUUGCAUUUGUUGGAGCUGUGAAUAAAUAUGCAAAUGCUGGGGAGUUUUUGAGGGUUAAGCAGAUGUAUGAUCCAACUGGGCUCUUUUCUAAUGAGUGGACAGGUCAAGUGCUUGGGCUUAAAGGCAAUGUGACCAUAGUAAAGGAGGGUUGUGCACUGGAAGGAUUGUGUAUAUGCUCGGAGGACAUUCAUUGUUCCCCAAGCAAGGGCUAUUUCUGUAGGCCUGGCAAAAUUUAUGAGAAGGCAAGGGUUUGCAGUUUUAUCGGCAAGAAGAAGCUAUUGUGAUAAUCUGGGGCAGUAGAUAGAUCGAUGGACUGGCUGCUGCUCGUCACUUAUGGGGUCACAAGCAAAUGUUUUGGCCUUUUACAAUCUAAGGUAUCCAAGCAUCUGCUGCUGCUGCUGCAAACGUACCAAAGAAAAGAAAACAGACAUAUGUACAACUUUUAUUGUUUGAAUGAACUGUUAGAAUAAUAACCAAAAAUAUUUUAUUUCUUGAGUUAAUUUAAAAGGGAAAUUAUUAUUCUUUUUCGGAUUUGGGCAACGAGAGAAUGUAACAUGUCUCAAUUUUAUUCA
Manihot esculenta (cassava) is the source of this 2247-nucleotide messenger RNA. RefSeq names its product probable L-gulonolactone oxidase 6. Gene Ontology annotation, cellular component: membrane. Gene Ontology annotation, molecular function: D-arabinono-1,4-lactone oxidase activity; FAD binding. Lineage: Eukaryota; Viridiplantae; Streptophyta; Magnoliopsida; Malpighiales; Euphorbiaceae. The transcript is spliced from 3 exons. The coding region runs from base 205 to 1959 and encodes 584 amino acids. The record is from RefSeq and is a predicted model, not a curated record.